Messenger RNA from Corythoichthys intestinalis (scribbled pipefish), 2450 nucleotides. RefSeq names its product galectin-related protein B-like. Gene Ontology annotation, molecular function: carbohydrate binding. NCBI's taxonomy places the organism in Eukaryota, Metazoa, Chordata, Actinopteri, Syngnathiformes, Syngnathidae. The record is from RefSeq and is a predicted model, not a curated record. The transcript is spliced from 5 exons. Bases 179 to 727 code for a protein of 182 amino acids.
CCGCCCAUCAGCAACCCCAAACCGGAAGACGACGACGCAGUAGCCCCGCUCACGGCUCCGGAAGGAGUGCCACGACGCGGACACACGACGCUCCCAAAACGGCAGGCAGGGCAACUCCUUCCUCCCCCUCCUCCUCCUGGUCUUCACCCUCCUCCUCCACCGGGACAGACAGCAUCCUAUGCGGCUCAAGAUGGCGGUGCAGGCAGCAGAAAACGACGCGAUUGUAGUGGAGGACGAGCAGCUUAAUGACUCAUUGGGGAGCGUCGGCCUCAUCUCACCUGACAAGGAGGAUUUAGCACGGCUUCUGACAGUACCCUUCAGUGGACGCAUACGAGGCGGCAUGAGGCCCGGCAAGAAGAUCAUAGUGAUGGGCAUUGUGGACUUGGAGCCAGACAGUUUUGAUGUGAGCCUGACCUGCGGCCGGGACAAGGACAAGGAGGAGGUGGCCUACGACGUGGCCCUAAAACUCACCGCCCGCUUCUCAGACCGUCAGUUCCUGCGAAGCGCCCGUGUGGCCGGCAAGUGGACAGAGGCAGAGGCCUCCACCGCCUACUUUCCCUUCAUCCCAGAUCAGCCUUUCAGGGUGGAGAUCCACUGCGAGCACCAGAGGUUCCGGAUAUUCGUGGACGGACACCAGCUCUUUGACUUUUACCACAAAGUAAAAUCUUUGGCCUCCAUCGACACGGUACGGAUAGACGGAGACCUACAGAUCACCAAACUGGGCUAACCGCACAUCUACGCACACACUCAUGCGCAAAGCUCGCCAGGUUGAGGGUGUGUGCAUGAAGGACUUGAGCACGCACACACACACACAAAUGCAAAGCUAGCAUACACAACAAGGCUCCUCCACUUCAUAGUCUUUAAAUGUUAAAGACUAACAACAUUUCACCAUUUCUCAUGUUUUAGUUGAUUUGAAGCCCAAAAAUAUCUCUACUUGCUAUUUUCAUGCUAUCUUGUUUUAAAAUGAAAGCAUUAUUUAAUACUCACUGGCUGCUAUUGACAGUGAUAGACAUCCCCAAAAGAGUUGACGUCUGUUGUUGUCAGUUGCAGCCAAUAGGUUAAUAAAAGCUUAGGUUAAAAUGUUCAAUUUAUUUUUCAAAUGUAACGCUCACAGCAUCUUUAAAUAGUUCCCCUCUUUUUUUGUAUAAAUAGUUUGGAUUAUAUUUUUUAUUUAAUUUAAAAAUAUAUUUCACUAACACUAAAUUACAAAUUUGAAAUAUCACAGCAUCUUUACAUUUUUUUUCAGUUUAUUUACAGUAUUAACUCAUAGAAAAGAUAUAUUUUCCAAUUAAUUGUGAGCCAAUUUCAAUUUAUUUGUGACUUUAGUUAUUGUGAAAAGUAUUAUUAAAACUUAAAAAAAGUUCUGAGCAUCGUUUAUUGCUAUUUUCUUUCCUGAAAACCGCUUGCAUUUUCAAAAAUUUUAAGAAGUGUAAUUAAAUGCUUUUUGAAGUUUUACUUUAAUUUAUACAAAUACUUUUUUUUUUUUUAAAUGCAAGAAGUUAAACCUCACCGCAACUCUACUUGUUAAUGCCUUUAUAUUUUUUUAAAUUUACUUUUAAAGGGAUUCACGGACAGAAAGACUUUUAGUUCUUAAAAGAUAAACGUUAUUAUGAGUUAGUAUAAUUUGAAAUUGAAACCCCUCUUGAUGUUUUCGUUUUUAUACAAUUUGUAAAAUUUGUCUAACUAGUAGGUCGCCAUUAUUGUUGACGUCGCAGGGCAGUGACGUCACAUGGUCACGUUGCCGGGCUGCGAGAGUAUGACUCUAGCGAUAUAAACAUGUCAUCGGUUCAACCCUUUCAAUUUGAACCCGAGAAGAACAUUAAUGAGCAUGACAGCACUGUUGAUAUUCCACAAAACGAGCAGCAAAAGCAAAAUGAACAGGAAAGACGGGAUGAGCCGAGAUGAGCGUAGGGGAGAAAAAAACGGUGUCCUGUCAAAAUGUACUACACCGGCAAAACGUCUACAAGAGGCAAAUUUGACACCCAAAGUACUUCCGUGUGCUUUCAGCUUGUUUUGUUUAGAUGCAUACAGACAGAACAUACGAAAGAUGCCUUAAGAAAAUACUUAAGCGUGGUAAUAUCAAACAAGGUUGGUUUAAAUAUGCUAUGUGACUAAUGUGGUCAGCAGUUCAAGUAUCUCCUUUAAAGCUACCACAAGAAAACACAAUACUUAAAAGUAUGAGAAGGAAGCACAUGCAAAACGUAUUUUGAGGCAAUAAAAAGGUAAUAAUGGACUCAAUAAAUACACAAAUAGUAAGUACUCGCCGCUUUUAAACGAUGUGUGCGUGUGUUGGACGUCAUGCCGCGUAGAAGGAAUUGCAGUAACCCGGUAGUAUUCGUCGAGUGACAGUGACAAUCUACGUCAGGGGUGCCCAAUCCCAGUCCUCGAGAGCCCCUAUCCAGCUUGUUUUCCAUGUCUCCCUCCUCUAACACACCUGAAUAAACUAAUAA